CCAGUAACAUUAGAAAUUCACUACAACCUAAAAUCCCACAUUCCCCGCACGUUAAACACAAAGAAAGGACCCCUUCUCCAGUUAGCACUCCUGAGCUCCCGGUGUCUACAGAUGAAUCUGAAUCCUUUACCUCGUUAGUGUCUCCAAAACCUUUUACAGUGAACUCUCCCCUAUUUGUCACAGCUGUGACGCAUGAUAGAGAAGCUCUCCCGCAGACAGCUCUAGCAGACAGGGCUGAAGAAGAUUUACUGCCCAGGACAGAGGUGCUGACAGCAGCCACCAGGCUGGGCCCUGCCCUCCAUAUGACGAGAUCUCCAGAUGUUACUACCACAGAUGCAUAUUUACAUUACCCAGCAGUGACCAAGGCUGCGAGAGAGCAGACAGCAGUGGGUGAAGACUCUGCAGCACCCGUAGAUGCUCAUAGGUUGAUGAUGGGUAAUAUAGAUGGAGUAUUAAAUGAUAUUUCAGGAUCAGAUAGAAUCUGUAAAAACAGGGCAUCAGUGGCCGACACUCAAAAUCAGGGGAAUGUGGAGAGCCCCAGUACAGCAGGCAAACAGGUGCCUGAGUCCUUGGCUUGGUCCAGUUUCCCUUUCACAACUCCAAAGCUCCCAGGAGUCCCGGUCAGGAUACGAAGGCCUGUGUGUCCCUACCCUCCCUUGCCUGCUCACGGGACAUUCUAUUUCCGUACGAUGAUCAACCCCGGACCAUUCCAGUACAAGCAUUACAUCCAGUACGCCUGUUACCCUGGUUACACGUUGGCCAAUGGGGACGUAUACAGCUACUGUCUACAUGACGGACAGUGGAGCGGAGCCACACCCAUGUGUAUUGAGGUGACUCCCUGCUCCCUGAACAAUGGUGGCUGCUCUCAGGUGUGCCAGGUCAGUCAUGAGAAUCGAGCUGAGUGUCACUGCCAGCCUGGCUUCCUGCUGCUGCAGGACCACCGCACCUGUCGUGAUCUGGAUGAGUGUGUGGAGGGUUUGCACCAGUGCCAGCAGGUCUGUGAAAACAUGUUGGGCUCAUACAGGUGCAGCUGCAGGCAUGGAUUCAAGCUGUCUGCAGACAGGAUGUCCUGCUCCGAUGUAGAUGAGUGUGCAGUAGCCAUGGACAGAGUUGGCUGUGUGUUUGGCUGUGUGAACACGCUGGGCAGCUUCCUCUGCCGCUGUCCUCCAGGACACAGUCUGAACCCUGACGGACGCUGUGAAGGUCGGUGGCAGUCCAAACACUGA
Molecule: messenger RNA, 1226 nt
Organism: Electrophorus electricus (electric eel)
Lineage: Eukaryota; Metazoa; Chordata; Actinopteri; Gymnotiformes; Gymnotidae
Molecular function (GO): calcium ion binding
Source: RefSeq, a predicted model, not a curated record